AGCGAUGAGGAAAUCGAGUACGAGCACGACGACAGUAAGGACGACUCAGGCGAAGAAGACGGAGAAGUGGAAAACGACGCCGUUAACGAGGAGGAAGACGAAAUAUCAAUUUCUCCAGCUAAAAAGAAUAAAAAAUCCAAGCACUCUCCCUGGGAUUUCUCUUCCUACUCCCAGUCAGUUGCCGACGAGCAUGCCCGCCGCUGCACCACUUCCAUUGACUUCAAAAUCUCCCAAGCCCUCCUCCAACAGCGAUCCACCCCUGCCCCCUCCCCGCCUAUCCCCACCUCUGACCACGACCACGACCACGACCACGACCACGACCACGAUCACGACUCCGAUUCCCAACCUGACUGUCAAGAAGACUAUAGGGAGGAAGAUGAUGAUGAUAUGGCUAAUAGUAAUGCUGUCAGUGAUAAAAAACCAUUCUUUGGGUCGGCGGAGGAAGUUUCCUACCACGCAAAUUCAUUUCUGGAGCUGCAUCUUUCGAGGCCCUUACUUCGAGCUUGUGAAGCAUUGGGCUAUACCAAGCCCACACCAAUUCAGGCUGCAUGUAUUCCGUUGGCAUUAGCAGGCCGUGAUAUAUGUGGAAGUGCAAUAACAGGUUCAGGGAAGACGGCUGCCUUUGCCUUGCCAACACUGGAAAGGUUACAUUUCCGUCCAAAGAAUCGCCCUGCCACUAGAGUUCUAAUUCUGACGCCAACAAGGGAGUUAGCUGUGCAGGUCCACAGCAUGAUAGAAAAGCUUGCUCAAUUCAUGACAGAUAUUAGAUGUUGUCUGGUGGUUGGUGGGCUUUCAUUGAAGACGCAAGAGGCAGCUUUGAGGUCCAAGCCGGAUAUAGUUGUUGCUACUCCAGGACGUAUGAUAGAUCAUCUCCGGAAUUCUCUGUCCAUAGAUUUGGAUGAGCUUGCUGUUUUGAUCCUUGAUGAAGCGGAUCGUCUCCUGGAGUUAGGAUUCAGUGCUGAAAUUCGUGAGCUGGUAAGACUGUGUCCUAAACGUAGACAGACCAUGCUAUUUUCAGCUACCAUGACAGAGGAAGUUGAUGAGCUUAUCAAGCUAUCCUUGAACAAACCUCUGCGACUUUCAGCCGAUCCAUCCACAAAAAGGCCAGCAACUUUAACUGAAGAGGUGGUUAGGAUACGCCGGAUGCGUGAAGGGAAUCAGGAGGCAGUACUUCUUGCUCUGUGCUCUAGGACAUUCACAUCUAAAGUCAUUAUUUUCAGUGGGACAAAGCAGGCUGCCCAUCGGUUGAAAAUUUUGUUUGGGUUGGCUGGCUUAAAAGCUGCUGAGCUUCAUGGAAAUCUGACCCAGGCUCAACGCCUAGACGCUUUGGAACUUUUUCGGAAGCAACAAGUGGAUUUUCUGAUUGCAACUGAUGUUGCUGCUCGAGGACUUGACAUUAUUGGAGUCCAAACAGUUGUCAAUUUUGCAUGUCCUCGCGACCUUACAAGUUAUGUUCAUCGAGUCGGUCGUACAGCUAGAGCUGGUAGGGAAGGGUAUGCUGUUACUUUUGUGACUGACAAUGAUCGGUCUCUUCUGAAAGCCAUUGUUAAAAGAGCUGGGUCCAAGUUGAAGAGCCGAAUUGUGGCAGAGCAGUCCACAACUAAGUGGUCUCAAAUGAUUGAGCAAAUGGAAGACCAAGUUGCCGAAAUUCUUCAGGAAGAGAGGGAAGAAAUGGCUUUGAGAAAAGCAGAAAUGGAAGCCGCUAAGGCUGAAAACAUGAUUGCGCAUAAAGAUGAAAUUUACUCACGCCCUAAAAGAACUUGGUUUGCUACUGAAAAGGAGAAAAAGCUUGUUGCAAAGGCGGCCAAGGAAUUGUUGCAAAAUAGGAAGCAUCCUGGAAAUGAGCUAGUUAGUGCUGAACAAGCUGAAGAUCUUAAGAUGAAAGAAAAAAGAAAGCGAGAUAGGGAGAAAAAUCUUCCUAGAAAGAAAAGGAGGAAGUUGGAAGCAGCUAGAGAGAAACUGGAAGAUGACAGUGAAGUUCUCCAGGGCAUUGACAAAAGUAAGAAAGAGAAUGCUGGAAUUUCCCUUGUUGAUUUAGCUUAUCGGCGGGCAAAAGCUGUGAAAGCUGUGAAAAGGGCUACUGACGCUGGAAAAAUUACAAGGAGGGUGGAAAAGAAAUCCAAACAUCCUUCCCAGAAAACCCAAUCUAGAAUGGAAGAGAUGCGGGAGCUUUUUCAGAGUGACAUGAGUGAGAAAAAACAGAAAAGAAACCCUCAAGGAGGUGGGAAGAAGAAAUCCUCAUUCAAAAGCAAGUCAAGGUACAAACGGAGGUAGCAGAACAAGCAGAAGAGAGUUUAGAUUACACUGGAAGUAGAGAUGCGUUUUUGUUUCAGAAUUACAUCUGACCGACCUUGAGCAAAUAUAUAUAUUUUUUUAAGUUUUAGUACGGCUGUAAUAUAGCUGUAAGUGUUUCUUUGUGGACGGUGAUUAAUUAAUUAUUCACUUCUGUACAUUCUUUUUUGCAUAAACAGCGUUUUACGUCUACCUCUAAUUAUUCAGGUAGUGAGUAGCAAACUCAUGAUAUCAUCCUUGGCGACUUUUUGUAAACUCAAGCCACCUGGGAAUCGAAGUAAAAAAAUUUCCUCGUUUAUUAGCUUGGCAAACAAAGUUUUUCUUCUUCUUCA
Coffea eugenioides is the source of this 2624-nucleotide messenger RNA. Its product is annotated as DEAD-box ATP-dependent RNA helicase 28-like. The annotation marks the transcript as partial. Lineage: Eukaryota; Viridiplantae; Streptophyta; Magnoliopsida; Gentianales; Rubiaceae. Gene Ontology annotation, molecular function: nucleic acid binding; ATP binding; RNA helicase activity. The record is from RefSeq and is a predicted model, not a curated record. The transcript is spliced from 19 exons.